UUGGUCAAUGAGAAACAACUUUGUGCUGGAUUUAACAGCACACAACUGAAGCAACAAAUGUCGUUUGGGAAUUCCAAUGAAUCCCUUUGCAAUUUCAACAUCUCUGAAUAUGCCUGUUCCUCAACAACCCUUCUGUCAGCGGACAACUUGGUGACGAUCCUGAAAUGCCAAUUGUCCAGCAAAAAUACUUACUCAACAGAAAUGUGGAAGCUGUUCUUCCAAAACAAUGCUGCUAUUCUGGACCAGGCUCUUCUGGAUUACUCCAGCAUGAACCCCAACACCAGCAGUCCAGCUAUGCCAAAUGUCCUUGAUGCCAUUGGAGAUGUCAAACUCAACAACUUCAUGAAUGCACAGCUGAACAACGCCAGUUUCGUUGACAAGUUGUUCCAGAAGAUGCUCCGUCCAUUCUUGGCAUCUCCAUCUAGGAAUUUCCUCUCCUGUCUCAGCUCAAAGAACUUCAGUUGUCAGACCUACCAAAUUGUCAUUGAGGCUCUAAGCAACCAAUCAGCCUCCAUGGACAGAGACCAACAACGAGUGAUCUUCACUCAUUACAUCUAUCCAUUCCUUUCAAGAAAUGACUCAUCAGAUCCCGGCUGUGUCUCAAACACCAGUGGAAGCAUGGACUGGCUCCAGAGGAACUUUGGCAUCUUUUCUGUUUUUGCAGAACUGCAGGAGUUACAAGUCCUUAAUCCCCACUUCUCCAGCAAGGAAUCACUGUCGCUGCUUACCCCAACCCAAGUGGCACAAUUGACAUUGACCUCUGGGGCAUUGAAUGACACAGAUGACAUUAAACUUGUGUUCACGCGGCUGGAGGAAGGAGACGCUUUCAAAAAUGUUGACGAGUUUCUGACACAACUGACCGUAAAGGAAGAGAUUCCUGACAUCCAUCCAGCCGUGAGAGAUGUGAUGAUGAAUCAGACGUUCAACAUCAUCAGCCUUCAAUUCCCAGAGUUCGAAACGCUGGACUGGAUUGCAUGGUUCGAAGUAAAGCUGAUUCCCAUCCUCCCCAGUUUUAAUGAAGUCAUGCUCACCAUUGCUACCUCAAACGUCAACUGCACCAACUACCAAGUCAUUGUAAAUGGAAUGGACAGAGCUUUCCCUGAAAUGACUCAGGAUAGAAGAGAAGGAAUCGCAAGAGUCCUGCUGAAAUACCUGAGGAAAUCUGUGCACCUCAUCAAUGGACCAGCUUGCAGGCAGGACAUCCACGAUGACAAUGACUGGCUUGCAAUCAACCUGGGUUCAUACUCCGAGUACACAACCUAUUCGGAUCUCAAAGACUUCAACAUCUCAGGGGUGGCAGUUCUAGACUCCCUCUCACCAAACCAGAAAGCUGAAUUGAUACUGGACCCAAGCACUGGCGCUCUGGAGAAUGAGACUCUUGUGAAGAACGUUUUCAUCAGCUUGCUGGAUUCUCCAAGGGAAGAGCAGCUCAAUGAGUUCUUUGUGACUUUUGUUGAAGUCACCAAGCAGGAAAACAUCACUAUCAUCACAAACACAGCCGUAAGAGACACAAUGCUAGACCUGACCUUAAUGGCUCUUGCUCCCAAAUUCAACGUUUUUGAGCCAAAAGACUUCCAGCUGUGGUUCCAAGUCAAUCUGGUUGUUCUGCUGGCCAGCUUCCAUCCUGGCAGAUUGGUUGAUAUCCCCCUAAACAUCACCUGUGAAUCCUACAAUGCCAUAUUUACGGGUCUCGACCAAAGUUUGGAAUCUCUUCCGCCUCACUUCUCACAGGGUGUAAAGUCAAGCUUGGUUGCACUGAUGAAGACAUUCCAACGUUGCUCAAGGCCUCCAGCUUUAAUUGUGUGCAAAGAAACAUUGGUCAAUGAGAAACAACUUUGUGCUGGAUUUAACAGCACACAACUGAAGCAACAAAUGUCGUUUGGGAAUUCCAAUGAAUCCCUUUGCAAUUUCAACAUCUCUGAAUAUGCCUGUUCCUCAACAACCCUUCUGUCAGCGGACAACUUGGUGACGAUCCUGAAAUGCCAAUUGUCCAGCAAAAAGACUUACUCAACAGAAAUGUGGAAGCUGUUCUUCCAAAACAAUGCUGCUAUUCUGGACCAGGCUCUUCUGGAUUACUCCAGCAUGAACCCCAACACCAGCAGUCCAGCUAUGCCAAAUGUCCUUGAUGCCAUUGGAGAUGUCAAACUCAACAACUUCACGAAUGCACAGCUGAACAACGCCAGUUUCGUUGACAAGUUGUUCCAGAAGAUGCUCCGUCCAUUCUUGGCAUCUCCAUCUAGGAAUUUCCUCUCCUGUCUCAGCUCAAAGAACUUCAGUUGUCAGACCUACCAAAUUGUCAUUGAGGCUCUAAGCAACCAAUCAGCCUCCAUGGACAGAGAGCAACAACGAGUGAUCUUCACUCAUUACAUCUAUCCAUUCCUUUCAAGAAAUGACUCAUCAGAUCCCGGCUGUGUCUCAAACACCAGUGGAAGCAUGGACUGGCUCCAGAGGAACUUUGGCAUCUUUUCUGUUUUUGCAGAACUGCAGGAGUUACAAGUCCUUAAUCCCCACUUCUCCAGCAAGGAAUCACUGUCGCUGCUUACCCCAACCCAAGUGGCACAAUUGACAUUGACCUCUGGGGCAUUGAAUGACACAGAUGACAUUAAACUUGUGUUUACGCGGCUGGAGGAAGGAGACGCUUUCAAAAAUGUUGACGAGUUUCUGACGCAACUGACCGCAAAGGAAGAGAUUCCUGACAUCCAUCCAGCCGUGAGAGAUGUGAUGAUGAAUCAGACGUUCAACAUCAUCAGCCUUCAAUUCCCAGAGUUCGAAACGCUGGACUGGAUUGCAUGGUUCGAAGUAAAGCUGAUUCCCAUCCUCCCCAGUUUUAAUGAAGUCAUGCUCACCAUUGCUACCUCAAACGUCAACUGCACCAACUACCAAGUCAUUGUAAAUGGAAUGGACAGAGCUUUCCCUGAAAUGACUCAGGAUAGAAGAGAAGGAAUCGCAAGAGUCCUGCUGAAAUACCUGAGGAAAUCUGUGCACCUCAUCAAUGGACCAGCUUGCAGGCAGGACAUCCACGAUGACAAUGACUGGCUUGCAAUCAACCUGGGUUCAUACUCCGAGUACACAACCUAUUCGGAUCUCAAAGACUUCAACAUCUCAGGGGUGGCAGUUCUAGACUCCCUCUCACCAAACCAGAAAGCUGAAUUGAUACUGGACCCAAGCACUGGCGCUCUGGAGAAUGAGACUCUUGUGAAGAACGUUUUCAUCAGCUUGCUGGAAUCUCCAAGAGAAGAGCAGCUCAAUGAGUUCUUUGUGACUUUUGUUGAAGUCACCAAGCAGGAAAACAUCACUAUCAUCACAAACACAGCCAUAAGAGACACAAUGCUAGACCUGACCUUGAUGGCUCUUGCUCCCAAAUUCGACGUUUUUGAGCCAAAAGACUUCCAGCUGUGGUUCCAAGUCAAUCUGGUUGUUCUGCUGGCCAGCUUCCAUCCUGGCAGAUUGGUUGAUAUCCCCCUAAACAUCACCUGUGAAUCCUACAAUGCCAUAUUUACGGGUCUCGACCAAAGUUUGGAAUCUCUUCCGCCUCACCUCUCACAGGGUGUAAAGUCAAGCUUGGAUGCACUGAUGAAGACAUUCCAACGUUGCUCAAGGCCUCCAGCUUUAAUUGUGUGCAAAGAAACAUUGGUCAAUGAGAAACAACUUUGUGCUGGAUUUAACAGCACACAACUGAAGCAACAAAUGUCGUUUGGGAAUUCCAAUGAAUCCCUUUGCAAUUUCAACAUCUCUGAAUAUGCCUGUUCCUCAACAACCCUUCUGUCAGCGGACAAAUUGGUGACGAUCCUGAAAUGCCAAUUGUCCAGCAAAAAUACUUACUCAACAGAAAUGUGGAAGCUGUUCUUCCAAAACAAUGCUGCUAUUCUGGACCAGGCUCUUCUGGAUUACUCCAGCAUGAACCCCAACACCAGCAGUCCAGCUAUGCCAAAUGUCCUUGAUGCCAUUGGAGAUGUCAAACUCAACAACUUCAUGAAUGCACAGCUGAACAACGCCAGUUUCGUUGACAAGUUGUUCCAGAAGAUGCUCCGUCCAUUCUUGGCAUCUCCAUCUAGGAAUUUCCUCUCCUGUCUCAGCUCAAAGAACUUCAGUUGUCAGACCUACCAAAUUGUCAUUGAGGCUCUAAGCAACCAAUCAGCCUCCAUGGACAGAGAGCAACAACGAGUGAUCUUCACUCAUUACAUCUAUCCAUUCCUUUCAAGAAAUGACUCAUCAGAUCCCGGCUGUGUCUCAAACACCAGUGGAAGCAUGGACUGGCUCCAGAGGAACUUUGGCAUCUUUUCUGUUUUUGCAGAACUGCAGGAGUUACAAGUCCUUAAUCCCCACUUCUCCAGCAAGGAAUCACUGUCGCUGCUUACCCCAACCCAAGUGGCACAAUUGACAUUGACCUCUGGGGCAUUGAAUGACACAGAUGACAUUAAACUUGUGUUUACGCGGCUGGAGGAAGGAGACGCUUUCAAAAAUGUUGACGAGUUUCUGACGCAACUGACCGCAAAGGAAGAGAUUCCUGACAUCCAUCCAGCCGUGAGAGAUGUGAUGAUGAAUCAGACGUUCAACAUCAUCAGCCUUCAAUUCCCAGAGUUCAAAACGCUGGACUGGAUUGCAUGGUUCGAAGUAAAGCUGAUUCCCAUCCUCCCCAGUUUUAAUGAAGUCAUGCUCACCAUUGCUACCUCAAACGUCAACUGCACCAACUACCAAGUCAUUGUAAAUGGAAUGGACAGAGCUUUCCCUGAAAUGACUCAGGAUAGAAGAGAAGGAAUCGCAAGAGUCCUGCUGAAAUACCUGAGGAAAUCUGUGCACCUCAUCAAUGGACCAGCUUGCAGGCAGGACAUCCACGAUGACAAUGACUGGCUUGCAAUCAACCUGGGUUCAUACUCCGAGUACACAACCUAUUCGGAUCUCAAAGACUUCAACAUCUCAGGGGUGGCAGUUCUAGACUCCCUCUCACCAAACCAGAAAGCUGAAUUGAUACUGGACCCAAGCACUGGCGCUCUGGAGAAUGAGACUCUUGUGAAGAACGUUUUCAUCAGCUUGCUGGAUUCUCCAAGGGAAGAGCAGCUCAAUGAGUUCUUUGUGACUUUUGUUGAAGUCACCAAGCAGGAAAACAUCACUAUCAUCACAAACACAGCCGUAAGAGACACAAUGCUAGACCUGACCUUGAUGGCUCUUGCUCCCAAAUUCGGCGUUUUUGAGCCAAAAGACUUCCAGCUGUGGUUCCAAGUCAAUCUGGUUGUUCUGCUGGCCAGCUUCCAUCCUGGCAGAUUGGUUGAUAUCCCCCUAAACAUCACCUGUGAAUCCUACAAUGCCAUAUUUACGGGUCUCGACCAAAGUUUGGAAUCUCUUCCGCCUCACCUCUCACAGGGUGUAAAGUCAAGCUUGGUUGCACUGAUGAAGACAUUCCAACGUUGCUCAAGGCCUCCAGCUUUAAUUGUGUGCAAAGAAACAUUGGUCAAUGAGAAACAACUUUGUGCUGGAUUUAACAGCACACAACUGAAGCAACAAAUGUCGUUUGGGAAUUCCAAUGAAUCCCUUUGCAAUUUCAACAUCUCUGAAUAUGCCUGUUCCUCAACAACCCUUCUGUCAGCGGACAACUUGGUGACGAUCCUGAAAUGCCAAUUGUCCAGCAAAAAUACUUACUCAACAGAAAUGUGGAAGCUGUUCUUCCAAAACAAUGCUGCUAUUCUGGACCAGGCUCUUCUGGAUUACUCCAGCAUGAACCCCAACACCAGCAGUCCAGCUAUGCCAAAUGUCCUUGAUGCCAUUGGAGAUGUCAAACUCAACAACUUCAUGAAUGCACAGCUGAACAACGCCAGUUUCGUUGACAAGUUGUUCCAGAAGAUGCUCCGUCCAUUCUUGGCAUCUCCAUCUAGGAAUUUCCUCUCCUGUCUCAGCUCAAAGAACUUCAGUUGUCAGACCUACCAAAUUGUCAUUGAGGCUCUAAGCAACCAAUCAGCCUCCAUGGACAGAGAGCAACAACGAGUGAUCUUCACUCAUUACAUCUAUCCAUUCCUUUCAAGAAAUGACUCAUCAGAUCCCGGCUGUGUCUCAAACACCAGUGGAAGCAUGGACUGGCUCCAGAGGAACUUUGGCAUCUUUUCUGUUUUUGCAGAACUGCAGGAGUUACAAGUCCUUAAUCCCCACUUCUCCAGCAAGGAAUCACUGUCGCUGCUUACCCCAACCCAAGUGGCACAAUUGACAUUGACCUCUGGGGCAUUGAAUGACACAGAUGACAUUAAACUUGUGUUCACGCGGCUGGAGGAAGGAGACGCUUUCAAAAAUGUUGACGAGUUUCUGACGCAACUGACCGCAAAGGAAGAGACUCCUGACAUCCAUCCAGCCGUGAGAGAUGUGAUGAUGAAUCAGACGUUCAACAUCAUCAGCCUUCAAUUCCCAGAGUUCGAAACGCUGGACUGGAUUGCAUGGUUCGAAGUAAAGCUGAUUCCCAUCCUCCCCAGUUUUAAUGAAGUCAUGCUCAUCAUUGCUACCUCAAACGUCAACUGCACCAACUACCAAGUCAUUGUAAGAGGAAUGGACAGAUCUUUCCCUGAAAUGAGUUUGGGUAGAAAAGAAGGAAUCGCAAGAGUCUUGCUGGAAUACCUGAGAAGAUCUGUUCACCUCAUCAAUGGACCAGCUUGCAGGCAGAAAAUCCACAAUGAUGCUGACUGGCUUGCAAUCAACCUGGGGCCAUUCUCCGAAUACGCAACCUAUUCUGAUCUCAAAGUCUUCAACAUCUCAGGGGUGGCGGUUCUAGACUCCCUCUCACCAAACCAGAAAGCCGAGCUGAUACUGGACCCCACAAACCUGGCAAAUGAAUCUCUUGUGCAAGAGGUUUUCCUAGGGGUUCUGGGAUCUUCAGGUGUGGCGGAGAUUGGUCAAUUUUUCCAAUCAUUUGUGGAGGUUGCUUUAAAGAGAAACCUGACAGCUAUUGAGCCAGGACUGCGAGACACCCUGUUAAACCUGACACUGACGGCACUCGCCCCCAAAUUGCAGACACUAGAUACUCUGGGAUUCAAGCUUUGGUUCCAGGUCUAUCUCCCGUUAUUCCUCCCAAGCAUUCAUCCUGGGACCUUUUCCGUCAUCCCAAGGAAUAUCAGCUGUGACUCCUAUAGUGCAAUCAUCAAGGGCUGUGAUAAUGUGAUCACUAGGUUGUCGCUGAUCCAGUCCCAGCAAGUCUUCGUGUUCACCAAGGAUUAUUUGACAGGCCAAUCCAUUGAAGGAUUUUCCUGUGUGAAGACUGUGAGAGAUGACAGGGAUUGGCUCGGAAGCAACUUUGGACAAUUCCGGGUCUAUGCUUCCUAUGUGGACUUUGUGACCCUGAAGAGUGAUUUCAAUGGAGUGAAAGCAGCAGAUCUCCUCACUCCCAUCCAGCUAGCUCAGCUCGCGACGAUUCCCUCCCAACUUGAAGGGGCACAGGAUGUCAACAAGAUCAUGGCAGCCAUCAGUCCGGCUAACUUUGGAUUGUUCUUGGACAUACUCUCACCUGCCAUUCAGAAACACAUGAAGAACUACACAGCAGAGGUGAAAUCAGCUUUCCUCCAGGUGGUGCUGGACAGCGGGAACCUGUCCUCCACCACCAUCAACGACACACAAUUCCUCGUUUGGCUCAGGGUUCGGCUGAACCCCCUCUUGCUGAACCUCUCAUCCAAUCAAGUGACACCACUCUUCCGCAUCAUGAAGGAUAGGGGCUGCAACAGCAGCCAAGAAGCAAUCUCAUUAUUAGACACUCUGCGGUCUACACUGACUAAAGACACACAGAGGGAAAUCUACAGCAAUACCUUACUCCUCCUGAAAGAGCCAACGCCACUGCGAUGCUAUGUAAACGGAAGCUUAUACUGGUUUUUGAGAAGCACGUUCCUUGGCUUUGGAUUCCCCGACCUGUCAAUGCUUUUCACGCUCAUGCCAGACACACGGCAACCUGAGCUCCUGAAUUCCAUAACCUCCUCUGAGCUGAGUCAGUUCCUCAGUCAACCUGAUGUGGUUGGCAACGGUUCCAACAUAUGUGCUGUCUUCAACAACUACGCCAAGACGCCUGUCUUCCUGGAAACAGAGGAAGUCCCUGAUGCUGUGAAGCAGCUGACCCUCCCCUGCGUCUGGUCUUUAGCGCUGAACAGCGGCAAUAGGUCAGAGGUGAAUGCCUGGUUUGACCUCAGACUGAAGAACUACUUGAGGUUCCUUACCAGGAGCCUCGUUAGCUCAUCUAAAGUGCAAAACGCCAGCUGUCUCGCAUUCCAGAAACUAGUCUCAGUCCUUGGAAGCGAUUUCAGCUACAACAGCUCUGACUUUGCACAGAGUGAUGUGUACAUCACCAUUAAGUCCUACCUGGGCACAGGUGGACCGAGGUGCUACAGCGCAAACGACCCCGAGCUGAACUCUACCGCCUGGUUUGUGAACUACAUCGGUGUUUUUGUGACCUACCUCUCUCUGGAGGACCUCAACACCUUUGUUACCGCGAGUCAGAUCAAUGUAUUCUUGGAGAACCAGGCCAAUAUCAAGCUCUUCAACAACACGGCUAUACCUGCUAACGUCACUUCCUACUACAUCACACAGCUAUACACACUGAACCCCACGUUCAACCCUCUGCAACUGCCUGGCUUCUUCCUGUGUGAGGUCCCAAGUACGGCCUAUAACUCCCUGGGCCAGACAGCCAGUAUGGAAAUCCUGGACCGUCUGCAGCUGUUCUGCAAUGGAACUAAAGACCCUCAGGUAUCUGCUGCACUGGUGGCUAAUUUCCACACUAUCACGGAGAGCACCCUAGCAGCCAUUGGGAACAGCAGCAGUGGCCUGACGACCACCCAGAUAUCCUCCAUCUCUUCCUCGGCACUCGUGUCGUCCCUGGCCACACUCGGCUCCGUGAGCGGCUGGAACCUGGGCCAGGCUAGUGCAGUCGUCCAGAGCAUCAUUACCGGAAGCUUCCCGAUCGACACUGCCUCCUCGUUGAUGUCGUUGGGCACACUCGUUGCGGGCGUUCCGUCAGCGGCGAUAGCGAGCAUCCCAGCCACUGAGCUGUUGACAGCAUCCCAGAGCUCUGUGUUUAUCACCAACAUGCUGGCUGCCCCACAGAUUGUACAGGAAACCUACGUCAAUAAGAUAAUCGCCAUCAACCAAAGCCCCAACGCGUUGGUUGUGAACGUACCUGAUGCCAUGGCCACACUGAUCCCCAGGGCUCUCCUGACCUUCUCUCAGGAACCUGUGGACGUACAGGCCAUUAACAGAAAGGCAUGGAAGCAAGAACAGGCUGUUAUAUUCUUCGGGGACGUAGCGAGCAACGCAAGCAUCGACUCGGAGGAGCUCUCUCCAUCCGUGUUGCAAGGGUUCACAUGUACAUCAGCACAGUCCAUGACAAUCAAAACGGUGCACAGACUGGUUCAUGCCUGCAGACCGAGGAUCCUUAGGGAGAAAGUGGCGCUGAAAGAAACACAGUUGACCUGCAUGUACAAUUUACUGAAAGACAACCUUGACCAGAGUUUUACAGACUAUCCAUCAGACAUGCUACUAUAUUACAACUAUGCAAAGGUUGAAAAAAGCAAUUGCAGGUCCUACUUCAAUGCGGCAGGUUCUGCAGACUUCUCUGUCCUCUCCAGCGUGCUGAACAAGGAUGAAAUGCUACUGGACAAUGCAAAAAGCUGCUUGGGAAUUAGUGAAGUGAGUCUUAGCAAAAACCACGUGGAGGUGCUGGGAAACAUGGUGUGCACUAUGAACGGCUCCUACAUCCUAAACUCUGACCCCUUCAUUCUGGAGAAACUGAAGAACUGCAAGGACUUCACCGAAGCUCAAGUCGCUGCCAUGGAAACGAUCCUCAUUUCAGGGACAACACAGUAUGGAAAAACAACUACAUGGAAUCAACAAACGUUGGAGAACCUUGAAACCCUGCCACUGUAUCUGACCCAAAACUUCUGGAGCCUGUUCACAACAGAGGUAAAAGGGAAGUUCCUCAAGUCCUUUAUGCCCCAGCUGAGGAAGCAGGAAACAGUGAAGAGGAAGCUGAAGACACUGUUCAAGCAGAUCAACUCAUUCAGCAGAUCCAAGCGGGGAGCAGGAUGCAUCACUGGCAACAUCACCCAGUCGGUCAUCGCAGACACCUCGUUCCCCUUUGGCUAUGACAUGACCCAGUUUGACCUCUGUCUGGACAUCAGCGUUCUGAAAGACAAUCUGGCCGCUUUCACUAAACAAGUCGAUGACAACAACUUCCAGAAGAUCAUUUUAGUCAAACUAAACCAGGCUUAUCCAUCUGGAAUUGUUGACGAGCAGCUUAAGGUGCUGGGCUCUGUGUCGCGUGUGGCCACUCUUGAUGACAUCACAAAGUGGAGCAUCACUAAAAUCGAUACACUGUCAGCACUGAUGGCCUUUGGUGAUGGUCCAUGGGAAACAGAGAAGAGUAAGGCAAUCAUCACAACAUACUUGAACACAUCAGGAAACUCCUUGGGGAGCUCUGAGUUAAAUGCCGUUGGUGCUAAUCUGUGUUCUCUGGAUGUGAGCGUACUGAAGACCAUCACGUCAAGCAGUCUGAAGAAUGCCAAUUCCCUGGACGUGACCUCUUGCUCCACUGAACAGAAGAGGGCUGUAUACGACAUCAGCAAGAGUUCUUUUAGCUCCCAGCGUAUCACUAAUCCAACAUAUUACCAACUCAUCAGCCCCUACCUAGGCGGUGCUCCCAUUGAAGACAUAAGGAGCCUUGCAGCUCAGAAUGUGAACAUGGACAUAACUACAUUCAAAGGUCUUGAGAGCACCGUAAUUCCCAGUCUGACCGUGAGCGAGGUGAAAGGAAUUCUGGGUGCUAACGUGGAUGAUCUGAAGACAUUUGAGAACGACACGGUUGUUCAUGCGUGGUUAAUCGCGCAGCCUCAAUCUGAUCUGGACUUGCUGCGGCUGGGUCUGACCGGAGGCAAAGAAACUUCCACGGCGGUGGUGCCGACAGCGGUGGUCCCCCUCAACACCACCAACACCACGCUGGCACACAACGCUGUCACAGCCAAGCCACUACCGAUCACCACAACUCAGAGUGGUGUCGGUAAUGGAGGAGCACAUCCAGAGAAAGACCUGGGAGCCCUCUCUCUCUGUCUGGCACUGGUCACCGUCAUCCUGCAGAUGAUGUGAGACGAGAUGAUGAGACCAUAGUGUGGGCCAAGCAUCUUCUAAAAUGAACAGCAACAACCUGUUUUACUUUUAGAAUUGUUGAAUCGUCUUGUACUACUUAUAACCAAGUUUACGAAUAUUUUAUUUAGCCAAUCACGUUUGAAUAAUUUAUUGUUUUUUGUCAUUCUUGUUUAGCAUCACUCUUGUACGUAAUUAUCACAAGUAUAUGUCUAUAUAUAUGUGUGUGUGUUCUUAUUUGAACAUUCCAUAAGAUUGCACAAUUACAUGUUUAUAUAUUUAAAUGAUAUUUUUGUCAAGGAAUGUAAAAUUCAUAAAGUAUGUACACCUGUCCUUGUACUUAACCCACAAAUAUGACCUAUGUAAAGUUAGGGCUCUAUUCAAUCAGUAUCGCUGGCCAACAGAAAUAUAAAGGUAGAUUCUGAUUGAGCUAAAAAAUAUGCAGUGUUUACCGCGAAUGCAGUCUCUGCUAACAUGGGAACGUUGCCUUUAAAUUUGAAUCACGCUGUAAUGGCGACCUUCCGUGAUACGGAUUAAAUAGAGCCCACUAUUCAUAUUUUUUCUUCAAAUUAAUAAAAAUGCAAAUAUAC
Messenger RNA from Oncorhynchus keta (chum salmon), 11681 nucleotides. RefSeq lists its product as uncharacterized. The transcript is spliced from 87 exons. NCBI's taxonomy places the organism in Eukaryota, Metazoa, Chordata, Actinopteri, Salmoniformes, Salmonidae. Gene Ontology annotation, biological process: cell-matrix adhesion. Bases 58 to 11094 code for a protein of 3678 amino acids. Gene Ontology annotation, cellular component: cell surface. The record is from RefSeq and is a predicted model, not a curated record.